AUGUUCUUUAUUGGAAACGUCGAGGAAAGCAAUGAAAAUACCCAUUUACGUUUGAGCAAUUCCCGUUCAAUGAUAGCGAAAGAAAACUCCACAAUAAACUUUGAUGAUUUUCCAAAAAUUGAAAUAAUUCAAAAAGUGAAAGCUUUGUGCCAGCUUAACUUUUCAUCUAAUCUCCUAAUACUGUAA
Molecule: messenger RNA, 186 nt
Organism: Clunio marinus
Lineage: Eukaryota; Metazoa; Arthropoda; Insecta; Diptera; Chironomidae
Source: the annotation of a GenBank genome assembly